AUGAGCACAUUGACCUACCUCUGUUCCUGGAAAUCAGGAGAAAAAUGUGAUGAACCACUCGUCUCCGGCCUCCCGCAUGUCGCUUUCAGCAGCUCUUCCUCUAUGUCCAGCAGCUACUCCCCCGGCUAUGCCAAGAUAAACAAGCGAGGAGGUGCUGGAGGAUGGUCCCCAUCAGACAGUGACCACUACCAAUGGCUUCAGGUCGACUUUGGCAAUCGGAAGCAGAUCAGUGCCAUUGGGACCCAAGGAAGGUACAGCAGCUCAGACUGGGUGACCCAGUAUCGCAUGCUGUACAGUGACACAGGGAGGAACUGGAAGCCCUACCAUCAAGAUGGGAACAUCUGGAACUGCUUAGGGAAUUUAUAUAAGAUUUUGGUCAAAGAUUUUACCUGGACGAAAGAUAAGACUCCCCUUCCGAAUUGCCCAGGCAGGGAUCCAUGUGGCAUUGUUCUUGAUUCCCAUCAUAACUUAGAGGAAAACUUCACAAUGUCCGGUGUCCUUGAUGUUCUGCAAAUGAAGAAGGAGGACGUCUUCAAGUUCCUUGAUACAGGAACUCACGUAGGGGACACCAACCUGGAUUUCCAGAGGGAGCGGUAUAUCUAUAAAAGGAAAAGUGAUGGAAUCUACAUCAUAAAUCUAAAGCAGACUUGGGAAAAGCUCCUCCUGGCAGCUCGAGCCAUGGUGGCCAUUGAGAACCCUGCUGACGUCAGCGUCACAGCCUCUAGGAACACUGGCCCACGGGCUGUGCUGAAGCUUUCUGCUAAUGCUAGAUCUGCUCCUGUUGUUGGCCGCUUCACUCCUGGAACCUUCACUAACCGGAUCCAGGUGCUCACCUACAAGAUGAACGAACACAGCACCUGUUGUUCUUCUUCACUCUCAGAGGAGACAUGCUGGGCCGACGUGAUCAACUUUGACGGCCACGUUGUGUUACCCUAUCGAUUCCGAAACAAGAAGAUGAAAACCCUGAAGGAUGUCAUUGCCCUGAAAUUUAAAACCUCGGAAAGCGAAGGGGUAAUCCUCCACGGCGAGGGUCAGCAGGGUGACUACAUCACGCUGGAACUGCAAAAGGCCAAGCUGGUCCUCAGUUUAAACCUAGGAAGCAAUCAGCUGGGCCCCAUCUACGGCCACACAUCUGUGACGACUGGAAGCCUGCUGGACGACCACCACUGGCACUCCGUUCUCAUUGAGCGCCAGGGUCGGAGCAUCAACCUUACCCUGGACCGCAGCCUGCAGCACUUCCGCACCAACGGGGAGUUCGACUACCUGGACCUGGAUUAUGAGAUAACUUUUGGAGGCAUACCUUUCUCCGGAAAGCCGAGUUCCAGUAGUAGAAAGAACUUUAAAGGCUGCAUGGAAAGCAUGAGCUACAACGGAAUCAAUAUUACUGAUCUUGCUAGGAGGAAGAAAUUAGAGCCAUCCAAUGUGGGAAACUUGAGUUUCUCUUGCGUGGAGCCCUACACGGUGCCUGUCUUUUUCAAUGCAACCAGUUACCUGGAGGUGCCCGGACGGCCUGAACAGGACCUGUUUUCAGUCAGUUUCCAGUUUAGGACUUGGAACCCCGAUGGUCUCCUGCUGUUCAGUCAUUUUGGGGACAACUUGGGCAACGUGGAGAUUGACCUCACAGACAGCAAAGUGGGUGUCCGCAUCAACGUCACACAGACCAAGAUGAGCCCCAUCGAUAUUUCAUCAGGUUCUGGGUUGAAUGAUGGACAGUGGCACGAGGUUCGUUUCUUAGCCAAGGAAAAUUUUGCUAUUCUCACCAUUGAUGGAGACGAGGCGUCAGCAGUGCGGACCAACAGUCCUCUUCAAGUGAAAACUGGCGAGAGGUACUUCUUUGGAGGUUUUCUGAACCAGAUGAGAAACUCAAGCCACUCUGUUCUUCAGCCUUCGUUCCAAGGAUGCAUGCAGCUUAUCCAAGUGGAUGAUCAGCUUGUGAAUUUAUAUGAAAUAGCCCAGAGGAAGCCGGGAAGCUUUGCUAAUGUCAGCAUCGACAUGUGUGCCAUCAUAGACAGGUGUGUGCCCAAUCACUGUGAGCAUGGCGGUAAGUGCUCCCAAACGUGGGACAGCUUCCGAUGCACUUGUGAUGAGACCGGCUACAGCGGGGCCACCUGCCACAACUCCAUCUAUGAGCCCUCCUGUGAAGCCUACAAACACCUGGGCCAGUCAUCCAAUUACUACUGGAUAGAUCCCGACGGCAGCGGACCACUGGGGCCUCUGAAAGUUUACUGCAACAUGACAGAGGACAAGGUGUGGACCAUCGUGUCCCAUGACUUGCAGGUGCCAACGACCGUAGUUGGCUACACCCCAGAAAAGUACUCAGUGACCCAGCUGCUCUACAGUGCAUCCAUGGAUCAGAUCAGUGCCAUCACAAGCAGUGCCGAGUACUGUGAGCAGUACGUCUCCUAUUUCUGCAAGAUGUCCAGGCUGCUGAACACCCCAGACGGGAGUCCUUACACAUGGUGGGUUGGCAAAGCCAAUGAGAAGCACUAUUACUGGGGCGGCUCGGAGCCUGGGAUUCAGAAGUGCGCCUGUGGCAUCGAGCGCAACUGCACGGACCCCAAGUACUACUGCAACUGCGACGCAGACUACAAGCAGUGGAAGGAGCCAGCAGGAACUCUCUGUUACAAAGACCAUCUGCCUGUGGGCAAAUGAAUUCUAGGAACCACAGACAGGAAUGGAACCUUGGCCAAGCUGAGCGUGGGCCCUCUGCGUUGCCAAGGAGACAGGAAUUACUGGAACGCUGCCUCCUUCCCGAACCCGUCAUCCUACCUGCACUUCUCCACCUUCCAAGGGGAAACCAGCGCGGACAUUUCUUUCUAUUUCAAGACCCUAAUCCCCCGGGGAGUGUUUCUCGAAAAUCUUGGAAAUACAGAUUUCAUCAAGCUGGAGCUGAAGUCCGCCACAGAAGUGUCCUUCUCAUUUGAUGUUGGGAAUGGACCAGUGGAGAUCGUAGUGAGGUCACCCUCCCCGCUCAACGAUGACCAGUGGCACCGGGUCACCGCAGAGCGGAACGUCAAGCAGGCCAGUCUCCAGGUGGACCGGCUUCCCCAGCAGAUCCGCAAGGCACCGACCGAAGGUCACACACGCCUAGAACUCUACAGCCAGCUGUUUGUUGGUGGCGCUGGAGGCCAGCAGGGCUUCCUAGGCUGUAUCCGCUCCUUAAGGAUGAACGGGGUGACCCUGGACCUAGAGGAAAGGGCAAAAGUCACAUCCGGCUUCAAGUCUGGGUGCUCAGGCCACUGCACGAGUUAUGGAACCAACUGUGAAAAUGGAGGCAAAUGCAUAGAAAAAUACCACGGCUACUCCUGCGACUGCUCGAACACAGCCUAUGAUGGGACAUUCUGCAACAAAGAUGUGGGUGCUUUCUUUGAAGAGGGCAUGUGGCUGCGAUACAACUUCCAGGCCCCCACGGUUAGUGCCAAAGAGGCCGGCAGCAGAGCCGAGAACUCUCCGGAACAGCCGCGCUCCGCCCCGGACCUGGCCCAGGAGCAAAUCCACUUCAGCUUCAGCACCACCAAGGCGCCCUGCGUCCUUCUCUACGUCAGCUCUCUCACCACAGACUUCCUGGCCGUGCUUGUCAAGCCCUCUGGAAACUUACAGAUCCGGUACAACCUGGGUGGCACUAGAGAGCCGUACAAUAUCGAUGUAGACCACAGGAACAUGGCCAACGGGCAGCCUCACAGCAUCAACAUCACUCGUCGUGAGAAGGCCAUAAUUCUCAAGCUCGAUCACUAUCCCUCCGCGAGUUACCAUCUGCCAAGUUCAUCCGACACGCUCUUCAAUUCUCCCAAGUCGCUCUUCCUCGGCAAAGUUAUAGAAACAGGGAAAAUUGACCAGGAGAUUCACAAGUACAACACACCAGGGUUCACGGGCUGCCUCUCCAGAGUCCAGUUCAAUCACAUCGCCCCGCUUAAGGCUGCACUGCGGCAGACCAACGCCUCGGCCCACGUGCACAUCCAGGGCCAGCUGGUGGAGUCCAACUGCGGGGCCUCCCCCCUGACGCUGUCCCCCAUGUCAUCUGCCACCGACCCCUGGCACCUAGAUCACCUGGAUUCAGCCAGUGCUGAUUUUCCGUACAACCCAGGACAAGGCCAGGCUAUAAGAAAUGGAGUCAACAGGAACUCAGCCAUCAUUGGAGGGGUCAUCGCUGUGGUCAUCUUCACCAUCCUGUGCACCCUGGUCUUCCUCAUCCGGUACAUGUUCCGUCACAAGGGCACCUACCACACCAACGAGGCCAAGGGCGCCGAGUCAGCUGAGAGCGCGGAUGCCGCCAUCAUGAACAACGACCCCAACUUCACAGAGACCAUUGACGAGAGCAAAAAGGAAUGGCUCAUUUGAGGGGUGGCUGCCUGGCUGUGGGAUAGGGAGGGGGCCCCAGGGAGGAGGGAAAAGGGCCAAGAGCACCCUGCUUUACACUCCUGAGCACAUCCUUAAAGUAUCAGCACAAGCUGGAGAAGGCAAGCAAGCACGGGAACGUUCCUGAGACUGACCACCACACACAAACAAGAACUUUUUAAUAUUUCUUUAUAGCUGAGUUCCCCUCCUUCCGUAUCAAAACAAAAUAAUACAAAACAUGCUUUUAGAGUCCAAGCAAUGGUUGAAAUUUGUAGGUAAAUUCUGUCUUCUUUUGUGCGUGUUUAGAGGUGUUUGGAAAACCCGUGGUAACAGGGCAAAUUUUCUACAUUUUUAAGAGCCCUUAGAACGUGGAUAUUUUUUCUUGAGAAAAACUGAAGCGCGUCCCUGCGGCCUCCAACGUCCUCUUCCUUUUGCAUAGAGUCAACUUUUAACAGGCUGUUGUAGGAAUUAGUUUGUGUUCAUGGAAUAUUUCUUUCGGUGUCCUAUAAGUUGGAAAAAGAAGAAAGGGGCGGGAAGAAACUAUGUGCCAGUUUACAGCGAGACCUCAAGCAGGGCCUGGCGCCAGCUGUUGAUGGAAGAGUGUGUACUGAAGCCUGCGACAGCAGCGUUGUAACCGACACAGCUGGAGAGAGGCGUGAAAGGGCCGGGAGAAGUAACAAACCUAUACUGGGGCUGUUGGCUUUCCUUAUUUUCUCUGAAGUCUACAUUAUUGUUCCAUGGGUGUAGUCUUAGAUCUAUUUACUAUCUGUAACUAUCAGCUACAAGGCCAUGGUGACCAGCUGUUACAAAACACUUUCCUCUCAUCUUUAUCUGCAGUACGCUGGAUGACAUUAUCUAUGUACAUGCACCUCAAUAGAGAAUUAGAGCGAGACAGUACGAUCUGUUUCCUCUGUUUCUUUUAUACUUGUAGCAAACUAGUGUCCACACAACUUAGGUUGCGCUUGUUAUUUUGCUUUAAAUCUCAAAGGUUUAUGCCCCUGGGAUAAAAUCCCAGCAGACAGAGCCCUCUGUCACCGUACAGUAAAGCCUAGUUAUUACGGGCCUUGGUCUGGAAUCAUAUGAGGGACACUGCCAUGUUUUAAAUCAGCCACACCAUGUGUCAUUCUACCCAAAAGAGACACCGCCACGAUUCAGAGGACUUCAG
This is a messenger RNA of Octodon degus (degu), 5500 nucleotides long. RefSeq names its product contactin associated protein like 2 (gene Cntnap2). The transcript has 30 exons. Gene Ontology annotation, cellular component: ribosome. Gene Ontology annotation, molecular function: structural constituent of ribosome. Gene Ontology annotation, biological process: translation. NCBI's taxonomy places the organism in Eukaryota, Metazoa, Chordata, Mammalia, Rodentia, Octodontidae. The record is from RefSeq and is a predicted model, not a curated record.